AAAUGACCUUCAAGGUCGAUGACAUUUUGAGUUGGCGUCAGUAAUGCAAAGACGCAUUUUAUUCGAAGCAAACGCAGUAAAUCCAUUCUUUCGAUGUCACAUUUCUGGAGCGUCUAACAUAUCUUUGGUGAAGUCUAGUAUUUUAUGCGCUCAAGUAGUGAAGUUGUCAACAUCCUUCCAGCCUACACAUCUCGAAUUCAUGUACGACAAAAUGUGUUGUAUGUGCUGUUUGAUAAUCUUCAUGUUUGUUUAGCGCGGACGUUGUACAGAUUCCUGAUUUUUCGUAUAUUUCUAUCAAAUGAACAUGACUUCAUGUUCGAUCUUAAGUUCUCAACGGAUGACAGAAGACCAUUUGUAAUAAGCUUUUCCACGAAAUGUGAUUCGUUAUCCAUCAAGAGAUUUUGUGUGAUGGUUCCUCUUUCUUCGGUUUUGAGAUCAAUGUGGUUAAACCUUACGGUUGACUUGUUCUCUUUCAUUCAUGACCUGAAAAUUGGCACAAGUCUGAAGAAGCUGCAGAGUAUCACUGUUUAUCCAUUCUGUUUUUUGUCACAACUUGCAGUUACUUCAUGUACUAUCACUGAUUCCGCUUCUUUUGAUAGUUCACGAAAUUUUGAAAACAAGUCAUCAAUGAUUUAUCAAGUUUUGGAUGUUCCGAAAAUUCGUUUAAAUGAGUGGAAACAAACAGAGUUGAUUAAUUUUCAGUCUACUAAUAAUUCAAAGGAUCCUGAAAAGAUAUCAGAACUGAAAACCGUUGACAAGCACAAUUCUGGAUUAAAUUCCUCCAAUACUUCUUCAUUAGAAAUUCAAAGAAAUACUUCAGAUAAACAAAAUUCUGGAAAGCAACGAAUAUCCCUACAAGUUAACAAGGUAUGCAUUAAUGAACAAAGCUCAACUACGACCAAGAAGACAUUUAUUAGAUCAAACAUUACUAAAGAUCCAAGAAGUUUCAGCGCUGGAGCUGUGGUUAACCAUUCAAACAACAACAACAGCAGCAGGAAUAGCAAUAAUGAUAAAAUCACUUUAAAUCCUAAUCUUGAUGGGAGUGAUAAAUCAAACCAAUCAAAAACUGUGAAUGAUACGAAGUCAGAAAGUGAUGAAAAGAAUUCAGUUACACAAAAACUAUGUCAAUCUACUUGCUCUGGAAGUUUAUAUUUAUUCAAUAGUCUACCCCAACCUGCUCCAAACUAUUUUAUAACAGAACAUAAUAAAGAUAUCGAUGCUAAUGAGACUGAAGUUGAUGACACUGACAAUGAUAUGAUCUGUUCAGAAAGUUCAUAUUUCCAACGUAUCAGUGUAGAUCAAAACUCGCUAAAAGAAUUAACUGACACUGAAUUAAAAUUCAAAGUGAUUAUGGCGUCUGCUUCACAACCUUCAAAAACAACUUCAACUCCUCACAAUGUCUAUCAUUUCAACGAGUUGAAGAAUAACAAUUACUUCAAUAAUAAGAAUACCAAAGAAGGGAAUACACCAACUCCUAUAGAUUUAGCUGGAUACGAGAGAUCAGAUGAUUUAUCGGCCAGUUUUGAAGAAUCUCUUCUAGCCAGCUUAAAACAAGCAGCAAUGGGUGGGAAUUUAGACUCAGAUUUAUUAUUAAUGAAACAAGAGUUAACACGAAAAAGCGUUAACACAACAGACAAGUCAGUAAAGGCAACAGGUGAACAACAGCCUUAUCAACCCUCUGGUAUAUCAAAAUCAAUCCCGCUUCCAUCACAAAGUUCACCAUUAAAUCAUAUGAGAAAGAAUAUGAUAAACAGCAAUGAAGGUGAAAAGUGUGAUAUUGUAAAUACGCUUAGAAAGCAAAUAUUAAAUGUGAGUUUUAGUGAUCAUGAUGAUUAUGGUGAAGGUGAAGAUGUGACUACAAGCGAUGGUCUAGGAUCAUUAAUUUAUUUACGUUAUCAUUUAACACGUCAUCAUCAACACUGUCAACAUUAUCAUCAGCAUCUUGGAAAUGAGCGUCUUCAACAGAGAGACAACUUGUUGGUUGAUAUGAAUCAUCAGAUAUCACCGACAUCAGAGACCAGCACUUAUCGAAAGCAUAGUUACAAUUUUAGAAAUGAUAAUGAUAAUUCGUCUACCUUGUCAUUUAGUCAUCAAAGUACUCAGAGUAAUGAAGAUAUAUCACAAUUAAUUACUGGCGUUGAAGUAUCUAGUCAUUGGGGUACUGGAACAUUAACUUCAUCAAAUGAAAGUCUACCGUAUUCAAUUUGUGAAAAUGUUACAUCCAGAGGUUCAUGUGAACCGCUAAAUCAUCAAUUAAAACAACAUCAUACUUGUACAUUGAAUCAAACAAAUUCAAAAAAUACACUAUCAGAUAUAAAAGAAAAACAAAGUAAUAAUAAUUCUAUCAAUUCAAAUAAUCAACUUGUUGAAUUAAUAUAUGAUUCAAUAUUAAAUUGUUAUUAUGAUCCAAAAUCGGGACGUUUUUAUGAAUUAAUUUAAAGUAACUAGAGAACUAGGGGAGUGAUAACUUGAAAACAGUCAAUAAUGUGAUUUUUAUAGGUGAUAUUAUUACUAUUAGAUUUACAGUAUGCUGUGAAAUUUGCCGUGCUGUUUUCCUAUUUAAUUGUAUUUUACCUCUUCUGUAAAUGUAUAAUUGUACUCUUCAACUGAAUGUAACCAGUUCACUAGUAUUAUUAUUUGUUGAUCUGAUUCCAUGAACUUAUAGAUCAAGAGACAAAUAGAUAGACAGAUC
Molecule: messenger RNA, 2692 nt
Organism: Trichobilharzia szidati
Lineage: Eukaryota; Metazoa; Platyhelminthes; Trematoda; Strigeidida; Schistosomatidae
Source: the annotation of a GenBank genome assembly